Prunus persica (peach) is the source of this 692-nucleotide messenger RNA. Its product is annotated as probable prefoldin subunit 5. Gene Ontology annotation, cellular component: cytoplasm; prefoldin complex. The coding region runs from base 77 to 535 and encodes 152 amino acids. Lineage: Eukaryota; Viridiplantae; Streptophyta; Magnoliopsida; Rosales; Rosaceae. The record is from RefSeq and is a predicted model, not a curated record. Gene Ontology annotation, biological process: regulation of DNA-templated transcription; protein folding. The transcript is spliced from 2 exons.
ACGGAGACGCAGGCAGUCGGGUAGACUCUAGAGACAGACAGCGUUGGAAUAGAAAGAGUGGUAAAUACAGAGAGAGAUGGAGAAGACGGUGAGCGUGAACGUGAGAGCGGAGAUGGAGAAGCUGAGCCCGGAGCAGUUGAAGGCAGUCAAGGAACAAACUGAUAUGGAAGUCAAUCUUCUUCAGGACUCCCUCAACAACAUCCGUACAGCCACCACUCGCCUCGAGAUCGCCUCCUCCGCUCUCCACGACCUCUCCCUGCGCCCUCAGGGCAAGAAGAUGCUCGUCCCUCUUACGGCGUCCCUUUAUGUCCCCGGCACCCUCCACGACGCCCACCAAGUCCUCGUCGACGUCGGCACCGGUUACUUCAUCGAGAAAACCAUGCCUCAGGCCAAAGAUUACUGCGAACGUAAGAUCAGCUUGCUCAAAUCUAAUUUUGAGCAGCUUGUCGAGGUUGCUUCUAAAAAGAAGAGCAUCUCGGAUGAAGCUGGGGCAGUUUUGCAAGCCAAGUUGAAGCAGUUGGCUCCUGCAACAUAGUAGGAGGGGGGGAGCUGAUGAUUUUUGUCAUGUUUGUUUGUUAAGCUAUGAUAUUGCAUUCAGAGAUGGUGUUCUAGUGUACUGGCUUUGGUUUGGUGUACGAACAAACAAGUGUUGUUUUAUUCCUCCUUUUUUUUUCAAUUAUAUUUUUGCAGUA